Messenger RNA from Didymodactylos carnosus, 663 nucleotides. The record is from the annotation of a GenBank genome assembly. Lineage: Eukaryota; Metazoa; Rotifera; Eurotatoria; Philodinida; Philodinidae.
AUGUAUGAGUUUUACAUCCCCAGUGCAAUGGGCAUUUUGAAUGAUAUUUUCAUUCAUGAAUUUACCGAGCAGCCAGUUUUAUUAUGUAACAGAAAAAAGCCAAAAUUGUUAUACCAAUUGACGAAAGCGGUGCUACAAAAAUAUUUACAAGAAAAAUUUGGUAUGGCAUUUUUGGAACCACCUAACUGGACGUUACAUCCACAUGAGUCAGCGUUAAUUAUUGAUGGUGCAUUACUAUUACAAGUUACCACCUCGGAGUGUCAUGGUAGUACAUUGACGUCGGCACAAUAUAUUAUGAACGAAGAAUCUAUUUUGUGUGUUGGUGAAGAUUACAAUAAACUAUUACGCGACAAUCGCGCAGUAGUGGCAAAGGCAGUGCGUGAUGCAUGGUUAAAAUUGUGUCUUAAAAUACCUGCUGAUAAAGUUUUAUAUGUAGCUGGGCUAGAUGAAGAGGCAUUCAUGAUUAACAGUAGUGGUUUUAUUUUAAUACCGGAAUUGCAAUCGAAUCAAAAUGAAGCAGACACUAGAAUUUUUCUCCAUAUUCAGCACAUUCAAUCAUUUCAACACAUCUCACAAGCGACCAUCCAAGCUACCGACACAGAUGUCCUUGUAUUAGCUAUUGGAUUUGCGGUUGAAUACAGAUUGAACAUUGAAGUUAUAUAA